UUCAUUACAUCCAGAGCGCACCAGCUGGGGGGAAGUAUUCACCUGUGCGCCGCCAGGACGAUUUCACGAGGAUUUUCAUUUAUUUUCAGCAGACUCCGUCUUAAAGGCGCAGUGAGGGACACGGAACCAGAAUCUGUGUCGGACCCCCAACACCAGCACCACCAGCCCCGCUGCUCUUGUCCUGCACGCCGCACAAGUUUCUUCCACAGAAACUGACCCUCCACAUCCGAAGGUCUUCUCUCCAUUUCUUUCCCUUUUUUUGUAUAAUUCUUUUUUGAACAUUCACUCCGGAGACAGAGGGAGAGAGAGAGAGAGCUUACGCCUGGUUUCAUAAAGAGGACCGUGUUCAACCAUGGCGAGACGUGACGGCCGAAAUUGGCAUGACUGCCCAGAAAUGAUCGGGCUGCUCUGCCUGGUCGCGUCGAUACUCCUUCAACACGGAGCCUCAGGUCAGCGGGUGAAGGUGGAGCCGGAGGUGUCGUCCUAUCCUGGCCAGACAGUCAACCUGCGCUGUGCCUUCACGGAUGCCACUGGGAUUCAGCUCACAAUGGUGACGUGGAUCUACGAGCCGAAGGAAGGUGAGAGGAUCAACAUCGCUGUGUUUCACCCCAACUUCGACCCCAACUACCCCGAUUCACCCGUCAAGGGCAGAGUCAGCUUCACACCCAGUCCCCCUAGCCUGGCCAGUCCCUCCAUCCAGAUAAGCGAUGUUAGGAUGACUGACGAGGGGAAGUACAUCUGCGAGUAUGCUACCUACCCCAGUGGCAAUGAGCAAGGCAUCACAUACCUGGUCAUGCUGGCUAAGCCUCAGAACUCGGCCUCCAUCGUAACAGUGGAAGCGGGCACUAAGCCGGUCGUCGUAGCACGCUGCGAAUCCUUGGACGGCCGCCCCGCUGCUCAGAUCACAUGGGUGACCACAGCCAAUGGAAACGGGACAACCGUGUCCAAGGCGGGUGCUGACAACACGGUGACCAUGACCAGUGAGUACCGCAUGGUCCCCACAGCAGCGGACAACGGGAAAGACAUCAGCUGCGUGGUGGCGCACAGGACCCAGGUCAAACCUGAAAGCUUCCCCAUGAAGUUAGCCGUUCAGUAUGCCCCUCAGGUGACAAUAGUGGGUUAUGACAAUAAUUGGUACUUGGGUCGGACAAAUGUGGUGCUCACCUGUCAGGCAACUGCAAACCCCAUCGCGCUCUCCGUCCUAUGGAAGACCCUUUCAGGAGAGAUUCCAGACACGGUGCAGAUCAGCGGCAACGAACUGAAGGUACUGAAGGUGGACGACGCUGUAAACACCACUUUUGUCUGUGAGGUCAAGAACCGGAUCGGGGUCGGCAAGGACCAGGUCACAGUCAUUGUCAGAGAGCCCUCAGUGAACCCAUCCAAUGCCGGCGUGGUGGCGGGAGCUGUGAUUGGCUCCCUGCUGGCUCUCCUUUUGGUUGCUGCUCUCGUCGCCGUGCUCAUCACCCGCAGCCGCAGGCAGCAGCAGGGUUACCGUGCCAACGGCGGCAGCGACAUGAAGACGCGCAUAUUUGGCGGCGGCAAGAAGGCCAGCAAGAACGGCACGGGCGGAGGAGCGGGAAGCGGCGGCGUGGGGGGCGGUAACAACAACGGACCCAUCUACGUUUACAAUGAGAGCUCGUCCCAUCAGGGCCUCGGAGAGAAAAACAACCACCACCAGCCCCUCACCAUGGGAGGCCGGCCUGAAGUUGUUGCCACUACACCCACCGCCCAGGAUAUCCUGCUGAGCAAUGAAUUAGAUGACGCAGAACGGAGGAAGUUUGACGAGCUUGAGGCGGAGGAGAGGUAUGACCACUUCUCUGGUGGAGCCCCCAUCCUUCAGCUUCGCCCACCUCACGACCAGGACGAUAUUAUUGGCGACUAUCUGGAUGAUGACAUGGAGUCCCAGCGGGAUGGCUCGGUCAUCUCGCGGACUGCUGUCUACGUAUAGAGGAGAUAAAGAGGAGAAGGAGGAAGAGGAAAAAAAAAAUGGAAGGAUGGAGGAUUUCCUCCUGAGGAUUUUGUGGCUCCAGGGGUCUCUCCCCCUGUCUGAUAGAGAAGAGAAAAUAAUACCACUUUUAUUUUUGAAAUUGAUUUUAAAUAUAGCCUAUUAUUAAUCACAGUGCAGCCCCCAGAAUGGACUGAAUGAGCAGGAGAGUGUGGUAUUCAGAAAAGGAGCGUUGCUGUUAUCUGGUCCCUAAGAACUGAAAAUCAAACAGAGAAAAGAAACAACCUGUCUCCCGCUGCUUCUGCACAUGCUACCGCUAUCACUGGGACCUUGACAAGGACUCUUGACAGACAGACUAAAAGAGAGAAACUGUGUAGUGUGGAAGUAAUGGAUUCAUGAUACAAGCUUGGCUAUAGAGAAAGCAACUCACUUGCAUAUUCACUCUUAUCUUCACCAAAACAGUAGAAGUGUAAGGGGUUGUCAACCGCUUACGUGUUGCCUGCUAUUCUCAGUCCUCCUGUGGGAAACCUUUUGUUUUGGUAAAGCGAUGUGCUCUGACAGCUGGUGGGUAGUUAGUAGCUAGUGAUGGGUUGGGAGGGAAACAUUUGAAGGAGUAGACGGUAAACAUCAGGUGAUUUCAAGAAAAGAACAAUGUAUUUGCUCUCGUCUGCUGGUUUUCAUUUCUGCUCUCUCUGCCUUUCUCGCAAACUUAGAAAAAAACAAAACAUUUCUGCAAACUAACAGCGACUGUAGACACUCUUGAUUUUACACAAUUUAAAGGAACACGGGGUCCUUGUGUGCUGCGCAAACACAAAGAGCAGCGGAGUUACACAAAGUAAGUUUGCGGCGAGUUUGAAUUCAAGCUCAUGACAAAGUAUUCACAUGCAAACUUUCUCACUGUGCCUGGAGGUAAGGAGACGGUAAACAAGAGAUGAGGGAGUGAGGUGUAGCCGAUCUGACAGGGUCAAGGGAUGGAGGGAGGGAUGCAGGAGGACGAGAGAGGAGCACGUCUCUUCUUUUCUCUUCCUCCUCAUGCGCAUCUCCUCAGAGCGCUCCUGACAGGAGGAGCUUGAUUGGUAAUGAGCCGUGAAGUCGCUCGCUUAGCCGGGACCAACAGAUUGCCACCACUUAUCGUUUAUGACGUGGCAAUUCCCCCCCACCAGCCCCCCUCACCUCUAUCUCUCCAUCACCCCUCCGCCUCUCCCUCUCUCCCUCUCCCUUCAUCCCGCACUCCCAGUGUUUAUGGGGAGUUUAUGAUUUAUCCAGGGCAGAGUCGAGGUCAGGGCCACAGAGAGCAGGGGAGUAUUUUACUGCUCCUGAUGUGUCAAACGCCCCACUUACUCUAUUCCAGCUCGGCCUGCCAUGACAUGCCAGGACUGACUAAUUCACCUGGAGUGGCCACGUUCCGUCCGCCGCAUGGACGCUGCAGCUUCCUCCUUUUCUUUAGCAAAUUGCUGGAUGUAACAGAGCCCCAUCUCUAAAGAAACGGCUACGUUAGGUUAGAUAGAUUUUCUAUGAGAUCAUGCAAUAUCGCUCUCCAUUAAGCGGGCGUUGUUAAAUGUCUUGAAUUGAUCGGGAGACAUAAAAGGUUUUUGUUCGCAGCAACGAUAUGAGAGUCAUAUUGACUAACAGGCAACAAGCAGUGAAAUGGCCCUUUAUGAUGCGGCUCCAGGGCUGAUUGUCUCCUGACUGUUAAUUUAUCCUUCUAACGAGCCACCGGAGGCUCGCUCAGGCAAAUAUUACUUGUGGCUACUGUACACUGCUGUCUGCGAGGCUCAUAGUGUGCAUCGUCUCGUAUAUCUACAUAGCCACUGGAAGACUGUGAUGGACAAUCUUGGAGAGCAGCGCUCCUGCAGCUCCUCUAAUCAUGCUUUUCCUGACCUUCUAACGAACUCCCCUUUGACCCCCGGGAAUCUGGUGAGAGCAGCUUCUUCUCGAUGACUGUACUGGCCUCUUGUAAGGCCCAGCUAAGAUCUGGGUUGCAGUUCGCUGCAGGUCAUGAGGUGAAAUGCAGGGUGACCCACUGCCAAGGGCGAGGAAGACUCUGCGCCCGCCCGCAUCUCUAAUCAAAGCUGCUUUUAACCUGCAACCAUAGAUGCAAGAAACAUACAGCGCAGGCAACUAUUGGGGGGGGGGUCUUUGCGAUAGUGAUAGCUGUUAACCUUCAGAGAGGGCGGAGAGAAAACAGGAACGAGACUCAGGAGGCAGACGACAAAAACGGAGACAGCUUUUAGUGUUCGCGCACCGUCUAGCAUAUUGUAAGCCAGUGUGUUCAAUAGGAUUAUCGUUUAAUGGCCUUAGCUUAUACAUAAAUGCAAACUCCUGUCAACCGAGGGUACAGUACAUUUACUGAACACAACCGAUUUGUCACGACCACUCAAAAUAAAAAAUGUAUUACUUAUUUUUGCACUUGUGUGUGUCACCGCUACGGAGAGAAAUACGAGUGUAAUACUGUGUAUGGGGUGAAAAUAGCGAUAAGGGACAAAACUGUUUGUAUGUACAUUUUGGUGUGAGGUAUCUGUGUACUAUAUAUGUAAGCAUCUUUAUUUUUCUUGUGAAAAUGUCGAUAUUUAUGAAAAUUGUAAAUAUCAGAUCGAUGGAGCCAGUGUUGCCGGUGUUGUGGAAGUAAAAGAGGAAGGCGUUCUGGGGUCGGCCAAGUUCAAAUGUCUCAAAGGGCAUUCAGAAUGUAAUUUUUAAUCCAAUGAAUACCUCAGUGGUUUGGGUGUCACAACACGCCGAACUGGCUGAGCUGAGUUUACCUAAAGCCUGAGAGUCGAUUUGUAUUGGAGGGAGAAAAUUAUAUAUACUUGUAUAAUUUGUCUUUUUGUUGAAGUUCGCAUUGCCUGCAUUUCCACAUAAUAAGCACACUACAUUCCUUUGCACAAUUGGCUUCUCCUCUCUUUGACAGGCACCCUGCACAAUGCAAAAAUACCCACAAUACUCAUAAUUUAUCAGGUAGACCGAAACCACACAAGCGACGGCUUGUGUUAUGUCUGACUCAGCUCCGUGUGUGCGUGCGUGUGUGUGUGUGUGUCCGUCUGUAUUUGUGUGUGUGGAGUUGAGUCGGUGUGUAUUUUCGUGAUGCUCAGGGGCUUUGGGACAUCUCUCACUGCCAUGGGGACCGUAACCUGAGUAGCCACCCUUUGUCACCACGGAGAAACUAGCAAACUGAAGACAUUAUUGUGCAUUUGGAAGACACAUUCCCCUGCACGCACACACACUUACACACACACAUACUGUACAUAUACAUGCGCUGAAUGCAGAGAAACAUUCGCCCACACACAAACACCCCUCAGUCACUCUCAUUAUGCUCACUCCCACAGCCAAACUGUGCAGAAGGCACCUCAUACCUGACAGCCCUGCCAUCUCCUGACAUGAGCCCACACAAACGCGCUCGCAUAGCUGCACACACACACACACACACACACACACACACACGAAAAUGCUUCUUCUUCUUUCCCCACUUCGUGCUCAGUGGCUCUGUCAGGACAUAUACCGUGUCCUGUUACUGUGGGAAGAGCCGCGGCAUGAUGUGUCCCCUGCUCCACUGCUUUCUAUUCCCCAAAUAGUCCGACCCCUUCCCGAAUCAAUGACCACGUAGAACAGAGAACACCACACGUUCAGGGACACACACCUUUCACCCACAGUGUCAGAGAAACAGGCUUUUUAGGAAACUGUUUGUCCACAUCGCUUUUGUUUUUAUACUGGAAAUAUAGCUUUCAUAAAAAUGCAACUGUCCUGACCUUCCUCCCCCUCUCGGAUCCCCGUUUGAAUGCUUUUAGAGAGUCACAACUUUCUUCUCCUCUCCAAAAUGUUGUUUUUUUGCCUUCUCUCACUUCAGCCACCUCCGCUACCGCCACUGCCUUCACACACGCAGACACACACACACACACACACACACACACACACACACACACACACACACACACACACACACACCAUUGCCACCCACCUCAAGUAAGGCUUGUCUGACAAAAUGCUUUUAGAGAUAUCCACGAUCCUGGCCCCGGGUCUAGCACAAGGUUAGACGGUGAAAAUACCCAAUAUUUUUCUUCCAAAAAGCUGCAUACUGUUGCUACUUCUUCGGCUCCAAACAUCUGAUGACUAAUCAAAGCCUUAACAUCUCCCAUCUCACUCGCUAAAAGAGGGGAAAAAAAAAGUGAAAACCUUCCUGUGUAUAUAGUAUAAAUAUAUAAAUAUGUAGCAGAGAAAAAGAAUUACUAAUUUAUGGUGUCACGUUUGUGUAUUUCUCAGUGACAGCAAGCAUGAAGGAUUUAUUUUCUCCUAUUACAGUUUCUCCUCUCUUUCUGUUAUUUUGCAGUGCUUUAUAAUUUAUGUUUUCUGAGUGCUUUAUUCUUGACUGCUGCGCUGUGAUUGCUGCCAAAACUGGCAAAUGUGCUUCUUCUAUACAAAAAUGAACUGUACACACAACAGAAGUCUUACCCCCAAAAUGUGCUUUUUAUUAUCGACUGCUCUGUGUAAAAGUUGUUUUUUGCUUUUUGUAUUUUUUAAUUUUGAAAUUUUCUUUUUGGUCUUCUUGAGAAACAAACAAACAAACAAACAAAAAAAAAAACGGAAUUAGAAUUGUUGUCACCAUUUUUGUCGUGUCUUUCUAUAUUUUUUCGUAUUUGGUUGCUAUUAAAGAUCUCUUGAUUUUUGAAAUGUU
Messenger RNA from Acanthopagrus latus (yellowfin seabream), 6611 nucleotides. Its product is annotated as nectin-2-like. The coding region runs from base 353 to 1948 and encodes 531 amino acids. The transcript has 7 exons. The record is from RefSeq and is a predicted model, not a curated record. NCBI's taxonomy places the organism in Eukaryota, Metazoa, Chordata, Actinopteri, Spariformes, Sparidae.